This is a messenger RNA of Homalodisca vitripennis (glassy-winged sharpshooter), 847 nucleotides long. Its product is annotated as segmentation protein even-skipped-like. Gene Ontology annotation, cellular component: nucleus. The coding region runs from base 1 to 828 and encodes 275 amino acids. The transcript is spliced from 4 exons. Gene Ontology annotation, biological process: regulation of transcription by RNA polymerase II. Gene Ontology annotation, molecular function: RNA polymerase II cis-regulatory region sequence-specific DNA binding; DNA-binding transcription factor activity, RNA polymerase II-specific. The record is from RefSeq and is a predicted model, not a curated record. Lineage: Eukaryota; Metazoa; Arthropoda; Insecta; Hemiptera; Cicadellidae.
AUGCUACAGCAGGGUAAAGCCCCUCUUCAACACUCAGGAUCCGUGGUCGUGGAUCUGCUACCACCUUCUUACCAACACAAACCUCCACCUCCACCUACGGACUCCGAACACGCGGUUUUCUUACGGAAGAGUCCUCCUCAGGAGCCUCCUAAAGUUCCAGAGGUGAACAGUGCCAACAACAAUGAACAGAAUAUCCGCAGAUAUCGAACCGCGUUCACAAGGGAACAAUUGGCGAGGUUAGAGGUAGAGUUUACCAAAGAGAACUAUGUGUCGCGACCAAGGAGAUGUGAGCUGGCUGUCCAACUAAGCCUACCGGAAUCUACCAUAAAGGUAUGGUUCCAGAACAGACGGAUGAAGGAUAAGCGUCAGCGGAUGGCGAUGGCGUGGCCCUAUGCGGUGUACACCGACCCGGCGUUCGCUGCCAGCAUCCUGCAGGCUGCUGCGGCGAGUGCCGGAGGGCUUGCGGCUGUGGCGGCCAACUAUCCCUAUCCGCCCGCCUAUUACCCGCCGCGGUACACCCCAUACCCGCUGCCGAGACCGGGUCCGGGCCCAGAGCGGCGCGAGAGGGACCGCGAAAACUCCCCAGACGACUGUGACGGUUCGGCUAGCUGCCGUUGUGGUAUAAUAAAUUGCGUCACCGGCAAUUCUGUCACUCCUGCCCCCGGGGCCGCACAGUUCGCACCGCCCGUGUCGUUGUUACACCCCGCCCCAAGGCCUCCUGCCCCCCUUCUAGUCACCUCGGAUCCCUUACCUUCUUCGAAGCCCCUGUCCGAACAACCAAAGAAGCUGUUCCAACCGUACAAGACCGAUAUCAGCGAAAGGGUUUGAGCUAGGCCUCAAUGCUAGU